GGUUAUUACCACAGAUCAAGUUGUGAUUUUGACCACCGUCGAGGCGUCGAAACGCCAAUGCGAUUUUGCCGGCUAUCAUGUUGUAAAUUUGUGAUAAUAACGUUUACAAAUACAAAAUCUAGUUUCCGAAGUUUCAAACGUUCAAAAGUUCGAAACUCGUCUCGCAAAGUUCAAACGAUGUUCCUUGUGUAAGUCUAAGACUAAAUUGUAUACAACGCUAAAAUGGAAACAGCCGUCGAAGAAUAUCCGCCAGUAAAUUGGGGUAAUGAAAAAUUGGAAGAAGCUCAGGAUUCGGUCAACGAAAAUCCAUGGGACGUAGAGUCGUGGGCUAUACUUUUGCGUGAAGCACAGACUCGAUGGAUCAACGAUGUACGUUCGUUUUUUGAAAAACUUGUCACUACAUUUCCAACUUCUGGUCGUUACUGGAAGUAUUAUAUCGAAAUGGAAAUGCGUGGACGGAAUUUCGAAAAAGUCGAGAAGCUCUUUCAACGUUGUCUUGUCAAAGUACUUAAUAUUGAACUGUGGAAACUUUAUCUAGCUUAUGUUAAAGAGACUAAAGCACUUUUACCAACUUACAAAGAGAAAAUGGCUCAAGCAUAUGAUUUUGCAUUGGAUAAAAUUGGCAUGGAUAUACAUUCACAUAACAUUUGGCAAGAUUAUAUAACCUUUUUAAGUAGUGUUGAAGCAGUUGGUUCAUAUGCUGAAAAUCAAAAAAUAACAGCAAUCAGAAAAGUCUAUCAACGUGGUGUUGUAAAUCCUAUGAUUAACAUUGAAUUGUUAUGGAAAGAGUAUCUGGCUUUUGAACAAAGUAUUAAUAUUAUGAUUGCUGAUAAGAUGAUGAUUGAACGAAGUAGAGAUUAUAUGAAUGCCAGGAGAGUCACCAAAGAGUAUGAGGUAGUUAUAAGAGGACUGAAUAAGAAUUAUCCUAGUGUACCUCCAACUGGUAACCUAGAUGAGAUGAAACAAGUAGAAUUGUGGAAAAAAUAUAUUAUCUGGGAAAAAGCAAACCCUUUAAAUACUGAAGACACUGCACUGAUUACAAGACGAGUUAUGUUUGCUUUUGACCAAGCACUAUUGUGUAUGACCCAUCAUCCUGACUUUUGGUAUGAAGCUGCUCAGUUUUUAGAUGGAAGUUCUAAAAUUCUCUCUGAAAAAGGAGAUAUAUCAGCAGCUAAACAGUAUAGUGAUGAAGCAGCUAAUGUUUAUGAAAGAGCAAUUGGUACUGUAUUAAAUACAAGUAUGUUAUUACGUUUUGCUUAUGCUGAUUUUGAAGAAGGUCGCAUGAAUUAUGAAAAAGUUCAUAGUAUUUAUAAAAGUUAUUUAGAAAACGAAAUUACUACUGAUCCAACCCUGACAUAUGUACAAUAUAUGAAAUUUGCUCGUCGUGCUGAAGGAAUUAAAUCUGCACGAGCAGUUUUCAAAAAAGCUAGAGAAGACCCUAGAUCUAAAUACCAUGUCUAUGUUUCUGCUGCAUUAAUGGAAUAUUACUGUAGUAAAGACAAAAACAUUGCUUUUCGUAUUUUUGAGCUUGGAUUAAAAAAGUAUUGCGAUAAUCCUCAGUAUAUUAUUAGUUAUAUAGAUUAUCUUUCUCAUCUCAAUGAGGAUAAUAAUACAAGGGUGUUAUUUGAGAGAGUUCUAUCAAAUACAAGUCUUGAACCAGAAAAAUCUGUAGAUAUUUGGAAUCGAUUCCUUGAAUUUGAAUCAAAUAUAGGAGAUUUGUCAAGCAUAUUGAAAGUAGAAAAACGACGAUCAGCUGUUUUUGGCAAGCUAGUAGAAUUUGAAGGAAAAGAAACAGCACAACUUGUGGACAGAUAUAGGUUUUUAAACCUAUUUCCAUGUACAAGUCCUGAAUUGAGAUCUAUUGGUUAUAAUGAAGUUACUAAUACAGUAUCUAAAACCAUGCAUAAUUCCAUUCAAAGAUCUGCUGUUAUCGAUGGGUUAGAUGACUUAGAUAAUCGACCUAAUGAAAAGCGAUUGCCGUUGCCAGAUAUUUCUCAAAUGGUACCUUAUAAACCAAAAUUGAAUGCUUUUCCAGGCGAACAUAUUGUACCAGGAGGAACGUUUCCACCGCCUCCACCUGCUUGCCAGCUAAUGCAAGUAUUACCACCACCUGGUUGUUUCCAUGGUCCAUUUGUAUCUGUAGACAUGCUUAUGGAUAUUUUCCUUAGACUUAUACUUCCUGAUAAAGCACCAAUGCCGAAAGCUGAUAAUGGAUGUGAUGUGAAAUUAUUUGACACUGCUAUGUCAGUGCAAUGGGCGAAUGAAGAUACAGCACAUGGUGGCUCCAAUAAAAAAAAACGUAGAAUAGGAGGACUAUCUGGUAAAGGAGAUGACAGUGAUGAAGAUAUUAACUUAGUACCACCACCAUUUGAUAUAUAUCGUUCAAGACAACAAAAGCGUGUGUCCAAAUAACUCAUUUGAGUUAUAAGUAGAUUACAAAUGCUAAUUUUGAUUUUUGUCUACUGACAGUAUCAUUUUCAUUUAUUCAUUUCAAUGUUGUUUUUUUUUUUAAUUUGUAAACAAUUAUUUGAAUUAAAUAAUUAUUUUAGCAUAAUAUUUGUUUAUAAACCAAACCAAGACAUAUAUUAUACAUUUAGUUAAAAAACUAAAUUAUUGAUUUCACUAUUAUGUGAAACUAUCAUUAAUGUAUAGUAAUUUUUGAAUCAAUAUAACAGGCUCUCCUAAAGUCACUACCCGUGCUUAAUAAAUGAUUUUACGUGACUAAGAAAUAUAAACUUACUAUUUUAUAAAACUUUACCAAAAAUAAAAAGAGCAUCACUUAUUAAUAUUUUAUAUUUCCUAUAAUAUGCUAUGAUUGUGAUUUUGCUAUCUAUAUAAUUGUGAGCAGUUUACUUGCUGUUUAUAAAUUGUACACAUUGUCUCUAAAAUGAUAUAUUUAAUAUUUGAAUAUCAUAUUAUUAAUACUUGUAUUAUCUUUCCAGUGAGGAAGGGUUAUGGUCUUACUUUAAAAUGUAUGAGAAUACCACUGGCUUAACCUUAAACAUAUUAAUUUGUUCAUAUUUGAUGAGUUAAAAACAAUUUUAAUAGUUGACUGUAGACUAUAGGUACACAAAAAUAUGCAACUAAUAAUAAUAGGUACUAUUAUAUUUUAUAUCAUAAUAAUAUUAGUUAUUAGCUACAACAUAUAUAUACCUAUUAAGUAUUUGCAAUUGAUGAUAUUAUUUAUGAAUUAUGAUAAUUUUUGAUACAUCUGUACCGUAUAUACUAUGUAUAUAUUUUUAUUUUGUCAAAAAUAAAUAUUUUAAAGAAAAACAA
Messenger RNA from Aphis gossypii (cotton aphid), 3276 nucleotides. RefSeq names its product protein suppressor of forked (gene su(f)). Gene Ontology annotation, biological process: mRNA 3'-end processing. NCBI's taxonomy places the organism in Eukaryota, Metazoa, Arthropoda, Insecta, Hemiptera, Aphididae. The transcript is spliced from 14 exons. Bases 223 to 2412 code for a protein of 729 amino acids. Gene Ontology annotation, cellular component: nucleus. Gene Ontology annotation, molecular function: protein binding; mRNA binding. The record is from RefSeq and is a predicted model, not a curated record.